AAAAGCGUUAAAGAACGAUAUGUCGAGCCCUUUUUCGAUGACAACAUGGAAGGCCACGCUAUGCUACAGGAUCUCCUUCGAACAAAGUCCAAAGUUCGCAGAUGGAGAAGGCUGUCAGAGACAGAGACAUCAUCGACAUCAUUAUAGCCCAACGCAGCGAGAAAAUAGUCGUCAAACUUCAAAACGGAAUGAAAAUAACUCUACCUCUAGCACCGUUCAACGAAGAUGUUCCUCUCUACCGUGGAAGCGGCUGGACUAAGGAAUUCAUUGAACUGGAACAUCACCAUGGUAAAGAAACCAUGUCUAUCGCUAAAAUGUUCGAAGCUAAAGAAUCCGGUGUUGAGGAUUGGGAGCUCGAGAUGAUGAGACUGGCGAACAAAAGGAAGAAGAAGCACAAAGGCGAAGAAAACAAGGACUGGAGAGAGAUGCUUUCGGGUUGUCUCGAGAACAUGGACUGGGACAAGUUCGAAGAAGAAACGAAACAGAUCGUGGAGGAAAAAGAAGAGGUGGUGGAGGAGGAAAACAUCCCAAUGGAGGUGAACGACAUGGAAAAGACCAUAAAUGUGGCAGAAAAGCUCAAAGAGGGCGGUCCAGAGGUAUUGUGUCAACUCCCUGUAAUGAAGGAAAUUCCGGAAGUCAUUAAAAAUCUGGAUCAGGGGCACCUAUCUGAAUUACAAAACGUAUCCGGAGUCAAACUGACACUGCCAAGCAGCGGCAAAGAAUGUUUCGUAACCGGACAGAUGGUAACAACGGAUGAACAGGAGGUUUUCGUUCCAGGCCAAACUAUCAUCAAUGAGAACGGCACAACAGAUUACACGCCAGGUAUCACCAUAUUAGAUGAUGACGAGCCGACGCUUAUUCCUGGUUUGGUAAUGGGGGAGGAGGAAACCCCUCCCAUGUUUCUACCAGGUGAUUCGACUAUAACCGAGCAAGGUCAAUUGAAAUUUGAAGCGACCGAGGAAGACCGACCUAGACGAAGACAGCGUACCCCCUCUGUUAGUCCCCCUCCACCACCCAGACCGAAACCGAAGCCAAAAGUUGAAGAGGAGAUCAUCAUUCGUCGUCGAGUCUUUGACGAACCAACAGAGCCCGAGAAAAAAGAAAGAGUUAAGAAGAGACCUCCGAUCAUCGAGUUGAAGAAAGACAUUUCUCCCCCUAGAGAAUUUUUCAGACCGCAAAGACAACCUAUGGAGGAUCCAAUGAAGUUACUCGAAGAGCAGAGACGAAAGCGGGAAGAGGCAGAAAAGAAGCGCAUGAAAGAAAAAAUAGAAGAAAAGAUACUCAGGGAAGAAUCCAAAGUGGAUAAAUUGAGAAUGGAAAUGAGGAAGAAGUUCAGAAAUAUGAAGUUCGAGAAGCCCAAGGAAUUCGUCCCCCUCGAGCCUGUCAAGAAGAGCCCGAAACUGGAAGAGUUGGAGAGCAGUAUAAAAAAAGGUACGUUCUUUGACGACGAUAAGACGAAGGAUAUUUUGGAAAAAGCUAAAAACGCCACCAGACUGUUGAAGUAUCAGCACGUUCUGAACGCAUACGGAAACGAUUUUGGAAGACGAUUCUAGCCGAGGAAGCAGCGUCCGUUGCCAAGCGUCGCCGCCGCGACGCAGCUUCAGUCACAUCGAAGACGCGGGCAUGUCAACAUCUUGCGCCGAACGAGCCGAUUCGAAUACGAAAUAUUAUUUUUGAUUUUCUUUUGUUUAAAACUUUGCUUGUUUUUUACUCCAUUGUGUAGUGCCGAUCAUUUCAAUAUUUUAAAAUCAUUCUUGUCGAAAAUAAAUCAUUGUAUCCGUCCAUCACACUUAAAAUAAAACAAAUUAAAACUG
This is a messenger RNA of Leptinotarsa decemlineata (Colorado potato beetle), 1814 nucleotides long. RefSeq lists its product as uncharacterized. The record is from RefSeq and is a predicted model, not a curated record. Lineage: Eukaryota; Metazoa; Arthropoda; Insecta; Coleoptera; Chrysomelidae.